Messenger RNA from Dicrocoelium dendriticum, 3141 nucleotides. Lineage: Eukaryota; Metazoa; Platyhelminthes; Trematoda; Plagiorchiida; Dicrocoeliidae. The record is from the annotation of a GenBank genome assembly.
AUGCACCACAUGUAUAAUAGUUUUUUUCAGGUUGGAGUGCGAACUUCGGAGCUUGCUGCCAUAUUUCUGGCAACUUUUGAAAAUAAUCGAGGUACCGUCAUCUCUCACCAAUUUCCAGAAGACUAUGUAUCAUCGGCUCAAUUCAAGGAAAUCAGCAAUGUUGUUCUUCCUCGGGCCGAAUUGGCUUUUCGUUUGAUCACCGUAGAUGCCUUCCAGCACUAUGUUAUCGGGUGCCCGCAGCGCAUUGAAGGCGACCAGUAUCAGAGAAAUACGUUGCAGUUCAACAUAUGUUUGGUGCUUAAGCCAAAACCGUGCUCAUCCCUAGACGAUGUGACACGUUGGCAGUUUUGGCACGAUCAACCCGUUGGUGGUCUACGGUUGCCGAUUCACGCGGCAUAUGAAGCAUUGGUCCUGAAAAUCAACCGUUAUUUUCACGCUUGGGAGGAGGAAUGUGGCUUUCUAUCCACUCACCUGGGCAAGAGCGCAGACGAACAAGGGUACAUGGUGAUGUCAAAAUGCCUGGAGUCCAUUUUUCGUCAGCUGCACGCGGACGGCACGUGUGUACUGGACCUUGAGGGUUGCGGGUCGCUCUAUCUUCGCUUUAUUCCUGGCCGAUUGAAUGCAUCGUGCAGUCGUGUCCUCCUUGACCCGGAUGACUUGGUCCCUGAUGACGAACGGCGUUCUCAGCACUUGCUUGACGUAGACGAAGCCAAGGUGAUCCGGUCCUUUUCCUCCCUGCCCUGGAUUGCCACACAAACUGCUCCUCCAACGGAAUCGGAGGUUACCGAUGAGUGCGUCUUCGUCCUCGUUGAUACAAUCUAUCCUCACCGAGUGAGUCAACGGAAAGCUGGUUCAGUGAAAUGGAAGUGCGCUGAUUUCUUCGGCGAUCGCAUUCUACCAUAUUUGGACGGACGUCACUGCUUACCCGAGUUGGCACGUUUGACUGGGAUUGAUGUUACAGUCGCACGCUUGUAUUUGCUUAAUCUGGUCCGCAUUGGAGUUGUGAGAGCACUUCCAGCUCCCACCUUCUUGGUUCCAGUCCACAUCACGAGCGAUAACCACCUCCCUACAUUUUGUAUUACAAUGCCAGGUUGGCUUGGCCUACCUCGUCUGGCCACACUUUUGACCAAUCGACAUCUGGCUGAGGCGUGUCUGGAUGCUAUACACUGCCAUUCACCAACAGCCUCCGGAUCAGGAGUUCGUUGUUCUCUGUUGGACGCCUUCCGUGUUUACACCAUUCUUUGUGGAUCGCCCAACUUCAGCUUGCCUCAUCUAAUCUCAGCUACUCCGCGUUUGCGAUUCGUCGACCUCAGUCCCCUUGGCGACCACCCGUUAUCAUCUUCAUCUAACCCGUCUGACAACGCUGGUGCCAUACCUUCGAUCAGUUUACUUCGUUUGGUUCAAUUUGGUGAGAUCAAUGGUCUCAUUCAUCGUCUCAAGUGUUACCCAAUCGGGGACCUAACCGGCUACAUAGACCCAUCUUCCUCCCAACAUCCUGAUUUUUCUCUGGUCGACUCUGUGUCAUCUGAGUCCACCUCUUCGCGUACUCCAAAAUCAUCACUUGUUAACUCAACUCUCUCCCCUAUGCAAACUAGGGCGGCGAAAGCCGCAGCUGUUUGGACUGCUUCUGACGAGGAGAUUUGGACUAGGAUCCGAUCUUCCACCUUGGAUGGCCUCCAUAGCGUGGAAGCGAUUGGAUGCAGGUUGUCGUCUGAAACUGGCCUUUUGUCUCCCUCGCCCUUCGUUGCCACAGAAUUGGUGACCAACCGGCUCCAUGGCGGUUCGUUAUUUCGCUCCGUUGAACCAACUUUUCCUGAUCUGGCGCUAACAACGAUUCACUCUGGGCAUCAGAAAGCCGUCCCCAUUACUAUUCCGACCUCUGUCACUGAAGGAGAUGGAACGCUCCACACGCUUCCAUCUAUGUUGCCCAGAGCAAAUCGACGCUUGUCCUUCGCCGGCAAAGGAGAUGCUUCUCGAACCACGGAGCGCAGUGCUCCCAUUCCUGAGGUGGUGAGUGGUACUCGUUCAUCUCUCACGACAUACCACGACCAAUCAUUCAGCACACCUGCUUCCAACCCCUCCAAAGUUCCCCACGUAUACUGGUUGUUGAGAUGAAGUGCUUGCACCCAUCGCGCGUGUUGCCUAUUUUGCUUAAUUCGAAUUCAUUAUUUUUUAAACUCUGUUCACCCUUUACUUCUAUCUCUCCGAGCAACUCGUCCUGUGAUAUACUGUUACUCCGUGACUGACGAGGUAUGACUGUCGUCCGCCACCGGGGUUCCGCUUUCUGGUUCUUCGUCAACAACCGGGAAUCACUUACGCCUCAUUCAUGAACACUCUCAAGAGCCCAUCUCUGUGGAUUAUCUCGCACCCGCAACAAUUUACCCAUUUGGUCAUUAAUCUGUCUCACGCGAUGAUGGCGGUCAGCAAUUAUCCGGCAUUGUGCAAAGCACAGUUCGCUGACACAUGACGUCCAUGCGAAUCACGCACGCCGUUGACAUCCUUCUCCGGGUAAUGAACUGCACGAUAAGCAGCUACGUAAUCAUGUUACUCACGGAGGCCGGUACUCUUACCGUGAAUAUAGUGUGGCAUGAGAUUGUCAUUUGAAAUGAACCAAGCCAGCCUCAAGUGGCCGGUGAUCGGCGUUCAAUGCAGAAACCCCCGUGCACAAGAAAUAGGCUGCUAUUCAUCCAAUUAAUCACAUGGCACAUACUCUUGUUUGCCCACAGGAAUACGUUUCUUUGGUACCCAAAUCCACUACGAAACUCGUCAACCUGUCAUUAUUCUGUCGAAUUUUCUGUUACACCCUCCUCCUAUGUACAUAGCGACUAUUUCAAACAAUCGGCUAUUUUUUUUAAUCGCGCGAUGUUUUUUCUGACACUCUGUGGUACUUGCUACCGGUGCUGUUUUUGCUACCAACAUUUUCGAAGCAGACGUUUCUUUGUGUUUUUUGAAACCAUCACGCUACUUGAACUCCACUUGUAUGCACUUUGUAAUGACCAAUACGCUUCGAGAGUUAUUUAUUUAUUCAUUAUAACGGGUCUCAUCAGGAGACACGUUGUGUAACUGCGUAACUCAUCUUUGUAGUAUUGUUACCUGGGUUACUGUGGGGAGAGUAGGGCAGCAAAUGAACGAUUUUAUCGA